CGUCGAGCUCGCCGCGGACCCAAGAUGGCGGCGUGUGGACGUGUACGGAGGAUGUUCCGCUUGUCGGCGGCGCUGCAGCUGCUGCUGCUCGCCGCGGCCGGGGCCCAGAAAUACCUGAGCCAGGGCGGCCACAGCCAGGGCCAGGGCCCGGGGGCCAAAGUUAUUUCCUUCGUAGGGCAGCCUGGAGGCGGCGGGGCAGGGGGUCAGCAGCCGCCUCAGGCAUCUCAGCUCCAGCAGCAGCAGCAGCAGCAGCAGCAACAGCAACAGCAACAGCAACCGCCUCAGCCACCGCAGCAGCUUUUCCCGGCGGGUGGGCCUCCGGCCCGGCGGGGCGGAGCGGGGCCCGGCGGGGCAGGCGGCGGCUGGAAGCUGGCAGAGGAAGAGUCCUGCAGGGAGGACGUGACCCGUGUGUGUCCCAAGCACACCUGGAGCAACAACCUGGCGGUGCUCGAGUGCCUGCAGGACGUGAGGGAGCCUGAAAAUGAAAUUUCUUCAGACUGCAAUCAUUUGUUGUGGAAUUAUAAACUGAACCUAACUACAGAUCCCAAAUUUGAAUCUGUGGCCAGAGAGGUUUGCAAAUCUACCAUAUCAGAGAUUAAAGAAUGUGCUGAUGAACCAGUUGGAAAAGGUUACUUGGUUUCCUGCUUGGUGGAUCACCGAGGCAACAUCACUGAGUACCAGUGUCACCAAUACAUUACCAAGAUGACAGCCAUCGUUUUCAGUGAUUACCGUCUAAUCUGUGGCUUCAUGGAUGACUGCAAAAAUGACAUCAACAUUCUGAAAUGUGGCAGCAUUCGCCUUGGAGAAAAGGAUGCACAUUCACAAGGUGAGGUGGUAUCAUGCUUGGAGAAAGGCCUGGUGAAGGAAGCAGAAGAAAGAGAUCCCAAGAUUCAAGUCUCCGAACUCUGCAAGAAAGCCAUUCUCCGGGUGGCUGAGCUGUCUUCAGAUGACUUUCAUUUAGACCGGCAUUUAUAUUUUGCUUGCCGAGAUGAUCGGGAGCGUUUUUGUGAAAAUACACAAGCUGGUGAAGGCAGAGUGUAUAAGUGCCUCUUCAACCAUAAAUUUGAAGAAUCCAUGAGUGAAAAGUGUCGAGAAGCACUAACAACCCGCCAAAAGCUGAUUGCCCAGGAUUAUAAAGUCAGUUAUUCAUUGGCCAAAUCCUGUAAGAGUGACUUGAAGAAAUAUCGAUGUAAUGUGGAAAACCUUCCUCGGUCCCGGGAAGCCAGGCUCUCCUACCUUCUGAUGUGUCUGGAGUCAGCUGUGCAUAGAGGGCGACAAGUGAGCAGUGAGUGCCAGGGGGAGAUGUUAGAUUACCGACGCAUGUUGAUGGAAGACUUUUCCUUGAGCCCUGAGAUCAUCCUGAGCUGUCGGGGGGAGAUUGAACACCACUGUUCUGGAUUACAUCGAAAAGGGCGAACCCUGCAUUGUCUGAUGAAAGUAGUUCGAGGGGAGAAAGGGAAUGUUGGCAUGAACUGCCAACAAGCGCUUCAAACAUUGAUUCAGGAGACUGACCCUGGUGCAGAUUACCGCAUUGACAGAGCUUUGAAUGAAGCUUGUGAAUCUGUAAUACAGACAGCCUGCAAACACAUAAGAUCGGGAGACCCAAUGAUCCUCUCAUGCCUGAUGGAACAUUUAUACACAGAGAAAAUGGUGGAAGAUUGUGAACACCGUCUCUUAGAGCUGCAAUAUUUCAUCUCCCGAGAUUGGAAGCUGGACCCUGUCUUAUACCGCAAGUGCCAGGGGGAUGCAUCUCGUCUUUGCCACACCCACGGUUGGAAUGAAACCAGUGAACUUAUGCCUCCCGGAGCUGUGUUCUCUUGCUUAUAUAGACAUGCCUACCGCACUGAGGAACAGGGCCGGAGGCUCUCACGGGAGUGCCGAGCUGAAGUCCAAAGGAUCCUACACCAACGUGCCAUGGAUGUUAAGCUGGAUCCUGCCCUCCAGGAUAAGUGCCUGAUUGAUCUGGGAAAAUGGUGCAGUGAAAAAACAGAGACCGGACAGGAGCUUGAGUGCCUCCAGGAUCAUCUCGAUGACUUGGCUGUAGAGUGCAGAGAUAUAGUCGGCAACCUCACCGAGUUAGAAUCCGAGGAUAUUCAAAUAGAAGCCUUGCUGAUGAGAGCCUGUGAACCCAUAAUUCAGAACUUUUGCCACGAUGUGGCAGAUAACCAGAUAGACUCUGGGGACUUGAUGGAGUGUCUGAUACAGAACAAGCACCAGAAGGAUAUGAAUGAGAAGUGCGCCAUUGGAGUCACCCACUUCCAACUGGUGCAGAUGAAGGAUUUUCGGUUCUCUUACAAAUUCAAAAUGGCCUGCAAGGAGGAUGUGUUGAAACUUUGCCCCAACAUAAAGAAGAAGGUGGAUGUGGUGAUCUGCCUGAGUACCACCGUGCGCAAUGACACUCUACAGGAAGCCAAGGAACACAGGGUGUCCCUGAAGUGCCGCAAGCAGCUGCGGGUGGAGGAGCUGGAGAUGACAGAAGACAUCCGUCUGGAACCAGACCUGUAUGAAGCCUGUAAGAGUGACAUCAAGAACUACUGUUCCACUGUGCAAUAUGGCAAUGCUCAGAUUAUUGAAUGUCUGAAAGAAAACAAGAAGCAGCUAAGUACCCGUUGCCACCAGAAGGUUUUUAAGCUGCAGGAGACAGAGAUGAUGGACCCAGAACUAGACUACACGCUCAUGAGAGUCUGCAAGCAGAUGAUAAAGAGGUUCUGUCCAGAAGCAGAUUCCAAAAACAUGUUGCAGUGCUUGAAGCAAAAUAAAAACAGUGAAUUGAUGGAUCCCAAAUGCAAACAGAUGAUAACCAAGCGCCAGAUCACCCAAAACACAGAUUACCGCUUAAACCCUGUGCUGAGGAAAGCCUGUAAAGCUGACAUUCCUAAAUUCUGUCAUGGUAUCCUGACUAAGGCCAAGGAUGAUUCGGAGCUAGAAGGUCAAGUCAUCUCUUGCCUCAAGCUGAGAUAUGCUGACCAGCGCCUCUCUUCAGACUGUGAAGACCAGAUCCGGAUUAUUAUCCAGGAGUCUGCUCUAGAUUACCGACUUGAUCCUCAGCUCCAGCUACACUGCUCAGAUGAGAUCUCCAAUCUGUGUGCUGAAGAAGCAGCAGCCCAGGAGCAGACAGGUCAAGUAGAGGAGUGCCUCAAAGUUAACCUGCUCAAAAUCAAAACGGAAAUGUGUAAAAAGGAAGUAUUAAACAUGCUGAAGGAAAGCAAAGCAGACAUCUUUGUGGACCCAGUUCUUCAUACAGCUUGUGCCCUGGACAUUAAACACCACUGUGCAGCCAUCACCCCUGGCCGAGGGCGUCAAAUGUCCUGCCUCAUGGAGGCCUUGGAGGAUAAGCGAGUGAGGUUACAACCUGAGUGCAAAAAACGCCUCAAUGACCGGAUUGAAAUGUGGAGUUAUGCAGCAAAGGUGGCCCCAGCGGAUGGCUUCUCUGACCUCGCCAUGCAAGUGAUGACAUCCCCGUCAAAGAACUACAUUCUCUCUGUGAUCAGUGGUAGCAUCUGUAUAUUGUUCCUGAUUGGCCUGAUGUGUGGACGUAUCACUAAGCGAGUGACACGAGAGCUCAAGGACAGGUAGAGCCACCUUGACCACCAAAGGAACUACCCGUCCAGUGCCCAGUUUGUACAGCCCUCCUGUAUAGUGUACCCACUCACCUCGUUCUUCUAAGAGGUGACACCAACACCCAUGUUAGAGCAGCAGCAGGUAUCCACUGCAUUGUCCCAUCUCAGACUUCGCCCAUGUCCAUGGUGUCCUCCUCCUUCUCGACCAUUUGUGCAGCAUCAGCAGCUGGCCGCUUUGGUUCUUGCCUUUGUUGGCAAACUUGGGUUUACCUGCCUAUAGACAAUUCUCUUUCAUACCAAUGGAACUACCAAUACUUCCAGAACCAACUCACCUGACCUGCAACUCAAGUGAUUUUAAAAAAAAAAAAAACACAAAAAAA
Messenger RNA from Ceratotherium simum simum (southern white rhinoceros), 3940 nucleotides. It is a transcript of the gene GLG1, whose product is annotated as golgi glycoprotein 1. NCBI's taxonomy places the organism in Eukaryota, Metazoa, Chordata, Mammalia, Perissodactyla, Rhinocerotidae. The record is from RefSeq and is a predicted model, not a curated record. Gene Ontology annotation, cellular component: Golgi membrane. Gene Ontology annotation, molecular function: fibroblast growth factor binding.